AUGUUCUACCGUAUUUCAGCUGAGAGGGGUCAGUGCAGCGGUCGCGCGACGGAGGGUGAGAACCACCCGUCCUCACCCAGCUCUCACCCUGUCUAUUGCGCACUCACCCUACUCACCCCCGGUCGCGCGACGCUAAAGCGGCUCUCACCCAUUUCUCACCCUAGCGGCACCCACCGAACUACUGGCCGCAUUUAA
Penicillium pulvis is the source of this 195-nucleotide messenger RNA. RefSeq lists its product as uncharacterized. Lineage: Eukaryota; Fungi; Ascomycota; Eurotiomycetes; Eurotiales; Aspergillaceae. The record is from RefSeq and is a predicted model, not a curated record. The coding region runs from base 1 to 195 and encodes 64 amino acids. The transcript has a single exon.